CGCGGCCGGGCUCGACCAUUGCUGCGGGCGCGGGGAGCAGGGGCCGAGCCCGCACGGCAGCGACUUGCCCGGGGCUCCGCAGCGGGCUCUGCUCCUGCGACUUCAGCACCGCGGCGCUGGACAGCGCCCGCCGGAGCGGGGCUCCGCGCCGCUGAACGCCCGCUGCGGUCGGGGGCGCGCAAGGGCGGCGGCGCCUCGGGGAUCCCCUCGGGCAUCGGCCCCAUCGCUGAGCCGGCUCGCCUCGAGGGGGCUGGGCAGCAGCAGGAUGCUCCUCAAGCUGGCGGUUGCGGUGCAGGUGCUGUCGCUGAUGGCAAGCCAGCUGCAUGGCUUCCCGAAACCCGGAGGCAAAGAUAAAGGUAUACACAACAGACAAUUAAGUGUAGAAAGACCUUUGGAGGAACAGAUUGCUGAAGCUGAGGCAGACAAGAAUAGGAAAAUAGUUCCAGCAGAAAACAAGCCAGAGUUCAGAAAUUAUUCCUUUGUUGAUGACUUGAAUCUACUAAAGUCAGUAGCAGAAAGAGAAAGGAAUGAAAAAGAGAGGGAGACAAUUAGAAGCUCCUUGUAUGGACAGAAACUGACUACUGAUGAUGUAGACUCCACCAAGAACCGCAGGCUUGUGGAUGACUAUGACUCUACUAAGAGUGGACUGGAUUAUAAAUUUCAAGAUGAUCCAGAUGGCCUCCAUCAAUUAGAUGGCACUCCUUUGACUGCUGAAGACAUUGUCCAAAAAAUUGCUGCAAGAAUUUAUGAGGAAAAUGAUAGAGGAGUGUUUGACAAGAUCGUUUCAAAACUUCUAAAUCUGGGUCUGAUUACAGAAAGCCAGGCCUAUACCCUGGAAGAUGAAGUGGCAGAGGUUUUACAGCAGUUAAUUGCAAAUGAAGCAAAAGAUCGUGAGAAGGAGUCUGAAGAUUUUGAUUAUCCUCCAAGCAGAGCAGACAGUGAUACAAAAGAAAAGCAACAGGAGAAAAUGACACCAAGCAAAGCUGAUCAGGAUAGUUUCGUUAAUGGAGAAAUUGAUGAUACGCUGGAUAACACCUGGCCAUCAUCUAGUAUCUUGGAAAGAAGAAAUGAGCUGCCUUCUGAAGAUAAUUUUGAAGACCUCCAGUACUUCCCAAACUUUUAUGCCCUGUUAAAAAGUCUUAAUUCAGAGACAGAGGCAAAAGAAAAGGAGACUUUGAUAACUAUCAUGAAAACCCUGAUUGAUUUUGUGAAGAUGAUGGUUAAAUAUGGAACAAUCACACCAGAAGAAGGAGUUUCCUAUCUGGAAAACUUAGAUACAAUGAUAGCGGUGCAGACAAAGAAGAAGCUUGAGAACCCUUCCCCUAAAACCAAAGCAAAGCUACCAGCAGAUAAGAGUAGUGAAGAAACAGACAGUACAAAGGAAGAAGCAGCUAAAAUGGAAAAAGAGUAUGAAAUCUCAAAGGAUUCCACAAAAAAUGAAGAACAAAAUGCAGCAGGAAACAAUGAAGAGCCCAGAGGGAAAGCUGAGGCAUAUUUGGAAGCAAUCAGGAAGAAUAUAGAAUGGCUAAAAAAACACAACAAACAAGGUAACAAAGAAGAAUACGAUCUUUCAAAGCUGAGAGAUUUCAUUGAUCAGCAAGCUGAUGCUUAUGUGGACAAGGGCAUCCUGGACAAGGAAGAGGCUGAUGUAAUUAAACGCAUAUAUGGCAGCCUGUAAAAAGCUGGUGGCCGCUGAAUGUAGAAAACUAGUAUAGCUUCCCCCACUCCCAGCUCAAUGACUAAUGAUCUGUUAUUUUGAGGAUAUCAUUAGAAGUGUUCUGUUUACAUUGUACUGACAACUUUUUAGACAGCAGUGAAGAGCUGUAGUGCUCUGUACACUGACUGCACACUGUAUUUUCCAACACUUACAUGUCAAUCCUAAAGGCCAAAUUCUUACAUUGAAUUUCUAUUUGACAAGGUAAAUAUUUAUGUGAUGUUCUCUUCGAUUUAUUAUUUGUGUUUGAUUUAUUUUUUAGAUAAACCAAUAGUUUCUGAUGUGAAGUUCAUUUAAUGCUACAUCAUUUUGCUCUCACUCCACUAGCUUUCUAGAGAUGCAACUAUGUAAAGGGCAUUAUUACAAAGUAGUUCAUAGUUCUCUGAAUAAAAUAUUUGAAAAUAAUUUUCCUAAUAAUGUGUUCAUUAAUCAUAUUAUUUUAUAUCCAGAAAUCUUGUUUUAAAAACCUAGUACCAGGAUUUCCUGACCAUAUAUGUAUUUCUUUGUAUGGCAUUCUGUAACUUCGAGUAUAGUGUCUUUAGCUAACUAACACAUCUUUGAUAAUACAAUUGCCUUUCAGAUUGAAUGAAAGAGCUGUAUUCUCCCUGAUUUUUCUUUACUUAGCUUGUAUUAAAUAUUCACUUUUUGGUGCACCUUUUGAUGACUGUGCAUGCAUAAUUAGUUGAAUUCCUGAUGCGAGUAGCCUGAUAACGAACAUAAAUAGCCAUUAAUUUAUUUUAAAAACAAAGGAAAGCAAAGCAAAUCGAGUCAUUUUGCAGGAGAAGGGGAGGCUGCAGCUAGAGAUGUGUUCAGGAAUAGAGGCCC
Molecule: messenger RNA, 2539 nt
Organism: Rhea pennata
Lineage: Eukaryota; Metazoa; Chordata; Aves; Rheiformes; Rheidae
Gene: SCG3
Product: secretogranin III
Exons: 12
Coding region: 266-1678 (470 amino acids)
Biological process (GO): protein localization to secretory granule
Cellular component (GO): secretory granule membrane
Source: RefSeq, a predicted model, not a curated record